AUGAGCGCAUCUGAUUUACCAAUUGCCUAUAAACAACAACAUGCCAAACAACUCGAUCAAAACCAUCAACAGUCGGUAUUGUUGAAUAAACAGGACUCAGACUUGGACUUGACCGAAUUCUUUCUUCCAACGUGCACCUUCCCCAUGGUGCCAUUCACAGACGCAGACAACUCCCCGAUCCAGAUUGAAGACGUGUUGAUCACCGAUAUCGACGACUCACCAAGCUCGGCCCACUCGCCAGCGCCAAUUGAACAAGCUUGCGACUCGUGUCGAAAACGCAAAUUGAAAUGCUCCAAGGAGUACCCACGUUGCUCUAAAUGCAUCCAACACAAUUGGGGCUGUUCUUAUAGCCCACGAACAGUGAGGAGCCCCUUGACGAGAGCCCAUUUGACCGAUGUCGAAAACAAGUUGCAGAGGUUGGAAGAUGUGUUGAGUUAUAUCUUGCCUAGCGACUACAAGAUCGACGAUGUGGUGAGUGGAGACUAUACAAAGGUGUUGAAACCAGCUAGGGAGCAUUUACAGCUGUUGAAGGUAAGUAAGAGGCUGACGAAACUGGCACUGAAACGGGAUUCCACAGUUGACGAGUGUUUACUGCGCCCUCCUCCUCAACCAGUGGGGAACCAACCAGAAGCGCCCAGCUGUGAUUCGUCGAACCGGAAAAACUCAGAUCAAAGCAAUAAUAAAUACGAAUUCCCCGAGGACAGAAAGAAAAUCAAGCAAAAGAUUAUUGAAGAUUUCCAAUUGAACAAUAUCCCUACCCAAUCUCCUUCCAACAAGGAUUUCCUCGAUGCUGCAUUCAAGAGUGACUUGAGUAAUCAUAAUCAUAACCAAGCUGCCGAAGCUACCCGCGCAGGGCUAAAUAAACGCAGCAGUCUGGCACAACUCAAUAACACCAGCAACACCAGCAACUCCAACAACGCAUCAUCUUCAUCUGCGUCUACAUCCGCAUCCACAUCCACAUCGGCCAUGCAACCGUCACUACUAUCAACCACGCAAAACUCCAUGUUGACUUCGCCCUCGUCGAUACUAAGUUUGAGCUCAUGGAACAACGACGACGCGUACUUCAAAGAAGACAUGGAGGAGCCCAAAUCAUUCAAAAAGAUCAAGUUGGAAGAGGAGAAAUCACAGUUUGACGCCUUGGAUGACAACAUGACCGGCGUGGGGAAAGCGGAACAUCAGGAAUCGCCCGGUUUCCCCGACUCAGUCUUUAACUUUUUUUCUUCUUCUUCUUCGCAAAAAGUUGCUCAGCCUUUAGUUGGUGAUAAUUUCGAUUUGAUAUUUGAUAUAUGA
Lodderomyces beijingensis is the source of this 1290-nucleotide messenger RNA. The record is from the annotation of a GenBank genome assembly. NCBI's taxonomy places the organism in Eukaryota, Fungi, Ascomycota, Pichiomycetes, Serinales, Debaryomycetaceae.